ACCACCGUUGAAUUUUCUUGAACUCUCGCUCUCCAUAGCAGCAGAGAGAGAGAGAUAGAUAGAGGAUGAAUACCGCAAUGGCGGCGAGCUUCUCUCGGCUUCCGUUCAAGCCGGAAACCCGCCAUGGGAUCUCUGCUGCUUCUCCUUCUCCAGCAUCCGCGAGCUCCACAGCUCUUGUUUCGUCUCCCAACCUCAAAUUUCUCGGCCUCAGGUCGCUGAGGCCGGUCGUUAUGUGCAAUAGCAGCACUAGACCCGGUGGCCCCAGCUCAGGCGAUAGUGAAAGCCGGAAUAUCUUGGAUGCUUUUUUUCUGGGAAAGGCUGUUGCAGAAACACUUAACGAGCGUAUAGAGUCCACCGUUGGGGAGUUUCUGAGUACAGUGGGAAGAUUGCAGGCUGAGCAACAGAAGCAAGUACAGGAGUUUCAGGAAGAGGUGUUUGAAAGAGCCAAAAGGGCCAAAGAGAAAGCAGCUCGAGAAUCGAUGGAAGCACAAGGACUCCUUCCUAAAUCUACUGCUGCAGAUGUAACACCAGUCACUGAUGGUGCUGCAGCUUCUUCACCAUCUUUAUCCUCAAGAAAAGCCCCGGAGUCAAACCCUUCUAGUAACGCCUCUGCUGGGUCUCCUGAGGUUUCAGAUGGGACAGAAGCUUUUCUUCCAAUCUAAGCUCAUGCUCAUCGCUCAGCUACUAUAUAUGGAUCUUCGGCUCACUGGAAUCUUCAUGAAUCCUGAACCAGAGAUUAGCAUGCUUGAUAUCUUGCUAUUAUGGGUUUAGGAGUACCCAAUCGACUUUUAAACUAAAGCCAUCAUCACUGUAGAUUUCUCGCACAAGCAUUCCCAUUGUUGAGAUAUGGAGUCCCCAGCAAAACGACCAUAGUACAACCCCAACAAAACUUCUUCCUAAUAAGGCACAUAACUCGGUUUUUUUAUCUUCA
Molecule: messenger RNA, 931 nt
Organism: Punica granatum (pomegranate)
Lineage: Eukaryota; Viridiplantae; Streptophyta; Magnoliopsida; Myrtales; Lythraceae
Source: RefSeq, a predicted model, not a curated record